AUGGAGGAGGGUGGCGGGACCGUGAGCGCUGCGGUGCGGGAGCACCUGCGGCAGUUGUGUCUGCAGGAGUUUCCGUGCGGCGCAGGCAGCUGGAAUAAGUCGAGAUUUCUUCCUCAAACUUGGCGGACGUGGCGGGAGCUGGUCCCCAGAGAGGAGGAGGCUGGGGGCCCCGCGGAGGAGACGGUGGAGGACCUGCUGGGCCUGGUCUGCAGCCCCCAGUCGCCCUGGGCUCUGCUGGAGGGCUCCAGUGCUGAGGACCUGUUCCUGAGGCAGCUGGCCAUCCGGAAGCCCCAGAUGCUCAAAGAGGACUUCCUGUACUCCUAUUUCAGGUCCCUCCAGGUGGUGGACAAAGAGGUGAGCCUGGUGGAUAAAGACCUCCUGAAAUUCCCAAAGCUUGAAGAGUUGGUACUGAGUGCCAAUCAAAUCAUGGAGAUCGAUGCCUUCAAUCUGCCACCAACUCUCAAGGUGCUGGAGCUCUACGGCAACAUCAUCACCAGCAUGAAGUGUCUGUGUGCUCACCCUCCACCAGGCCUCCAGCACUUGGGGUUGGGCCACAACAAGCUUCUGGGCCCCCUGCAAAGCAUGUACAUCACCUCCCAAUACUGGCCCAACCUGGUGUCUCUGGACCUGGGCUUCAAUGACCUGACAGACCUGCAGGGCAUGGUGGCCAGCCUCAGCACCCUGCAGCGCCUGCGGCUGCUGGUCCUGCAGGGCAACCCGCUGGCCCUGGUGCCCUACUACCGCGGCUUCACCAUCGACAGCCUGGCCCGGCUCUGCGUGCUGGAUGACAUCACCGUGUCUUCCAGCGAGAAGCACCAGUUCCAGGGGCUCCGCUACAAAGCGGAUGUCCUGGCGCGCGAGGCGCAGUUCGUGGUGACGAUUGGAAACAUCAGGGGGGUUCUGGACUCCUCGGUCCUGGACCCGGAGCCGGGGCCCCAGGGGCCCUUCAUCACCUACAGCUACUACGUGACCUACGACUUCGUGGAGGACGAGGAGGGCGAAGGGAGCGAAUACGGAGGGGUCCUGGCCGAGAUCGUCAAGCCCACCCCCAGCGAGAACGAGGCCCCCGAAGAGGCCCCGGCCGCCCCCGCCGCCCCCGAGGCAGAAGACUCCGCCGAGGCCGAGUCCGCGCCCUCGUCCGCGUCGCAGUCGGUGGAGCUGGAGGAGUCGGGGGUGUCGGGCGGGUCGCUGUCGCUGCCGGGGUCCUUGGGCUCCGCGGAGGAGCUGGCGCAGCUGCGGCCGAAAAUAGACGUGCGGCUCUGCCCGUCGCCGGGGACAGUCCUCUUCAGCACCGUCCGCAAGCCCUGGGCUGACGUCAUCCCCUGCAACUAUGAGAUGCAGCACACGAUCCGGGACCUGGUGCCGCUCAAGGCCUUCCUGCUGGCAGGGACAACCGUGACCAUCGUGGAGGAGAAGAUUCUCUCCUGGCCCGUGGUGUCACCUCCUGUUGACAGUCUCUCGCCUGCCAAGGGAAAAGGGGAGAAGGAGAAAGAGAAGAAAGAGAAAGAAGAGAAAGAGAAAGAGGAGAAAGACAAGAAAGGGAAAGAUGAGAAAGACAAGGCUGCCAAAGGGGAGAAAGAGAAGAAGGAACAGAAGGGGACCAAGAAGAAGAGAGGGGUCUCUAAGGAGUUUCGCCAGGACCCCCCCAUCCUGCGGGUGCUGGGCAGCGGCCUGGUGGUCCUGGAGCCCCUGCUGGCAGGGGAUCCACUCGUGUCCACCCUGUGCAUGUUUGGGGUGAUCCGCACCUUGGAAUCCGACAGGCUGACAUUUCUCAGGGAUUCCAAGACUAAGAAAACUAAAAAAGCUUUGGAGCCAGGGAAGGCCAAGAACAAGAUGCCAGCCUUGCCAGGCUACGAGAGCGACUACCACCCCGAGCCCCUGACGGUGGAGGUGCAGAUCCAGGUGAACCAGUGCCGCUCGGCCGAGGAGGCGCUGCGGAACCUCGUCGUGUAGCCGCAUUAAAAGUGGUUCUGACGACCGCAGCCCCGCGUCUGUCUGCCCGCGUCGGGGAGCCGGGCGCUGCGGGAGCGGGGCGGCUUCUCCUGCCCGCGGGGGCGCCUGGGCCCUGG
Molecule: messenger RNA, 2069 nt
Organism: Myotis myotis
Lineage: Eukaryota; Metazoa; Chordata; Mammalia; Chiroptera; Vespertilionidae
Gene: LRRC43
Product: leucine rich repeat containing 43
Exons: 14
Coding region: 1-1953 (650 amino acids)
Source: RefSeq, a predicted model, not a curated record